AUGUCCACCCCCUUCCCAAUCGACAACCUCCCCUACGGGAUAAUCUCCACGCCCGAAAACCCCGUACCCCGGUGCGCAACGGCGCUCGAAACAGACGCAAUCGAGCUCUCCGCUUUGGAGCAGGAUGGCUUCUUCGCAUCCAUCCCAGGAUUCCCAUCAAGCGGCGACGUCUUCUCGCAGGCGACACUAAACACCUUCGCCGCGCUCCCAAUCCCCACCCGCGCGGCAGUUAGGGCUAUCCUGACGACGGAACUCGUCAAGCCGGAUGUUAGGAGCAGGUAUGGCGUUCCGCUGGAGAGGGUGAAGAAUCAUUUCCCGAUGGAGACGAGGAAUUUUUCGGAUUUCUAUUGCUCGUUGGAGCAUACGCAGAAUUGCUGCACCCUAACCUCGCGCCCCAUCCCCGAAAACUGGUUCUACACGCCCUCCGUGUACAACGGGCGCACGUCCUCGCUGCGGAUUACAGGCACACCCAUCGUCCGGCCGCACGGCGUCUACCGCACGCCAUCCACCUCCCUAGAUACCACCCAGAACCCGCCGAAAUUCCAGCCCUCCGCCCGCUUCGACUUUGAACUCGAAAUCGGCCUCUUCCUCUCGCGCCCUCUCCCACCGGGCGCAAUCCUCGACAUCGCCCAUGCGCAGGAGCACAUCUUCGGGAUGGUCCUGCUGAAUGACUGGUCCGCGAGGGAUAUCCAGAUGUUCGAGAUGCCGCCGCUGGGACCGUUUCAUGGCAAGGGGGCGGGCACGACGGUUAGUGCGUGGGUUGUUACGGCUGAGGCGUUGGAGGGGAGCAAGUGUGCUAGUACCAAAGUGCAGGAUCCGGCGCCGUUGAGGCAUUUGGAGUAUAGGGGGAAGGAAGAGGAGGCGACGUGGGAUGUUGAGGUGAGCGCGAGGGUUGUACGGAACGGAAAGUCGUACCUCGUCACCGAGUCGAAUCUAAACGAGCUGUAUUGGACACCAUACCAACAGCUCGCACAUCUGGCCAGCGCAGGCGAGGGUCUGAGUACGGGGGAUAUCUUUGGCACGGGGACGCUGACGAGUGCGCGCCGCAACUCCAAAGGCGAAAACACCGGCAUAGCUUGCCUACUCGAGCGCCAACUCCCGCAGAACGUGCUGCCAGACAUGCAAGCCGACGGCAUCUCGUACCUCGAGGACGGCGACGAGGUGAUUAUGGACGGGUGGUGCGUGAACCGGGCCACGGGGGUGCGGUUUGGGUUUGGCGAGUGUAGUGGCGUUGUCCUUCCUGCUUUGGAGGGAUACCAAUGA
Messenger RNA from Aspergillus calidoustus, 1263 nucleotides. NCBI's taxonomy places the organism in Eukaryota, Fungi, Ascomycota, Eurotiomycetes, Eurotiales, Aspergillaceae. The record is from the annotation of a GenBank genome assembly.